Catharus ustulatus (Swainson's thrush) is the source of this 1197-nucleotide messenger RNA. It is a transcript of the gene CCDC183, whose product is annotated as coiled-coil domain containing 183. The record is from RefSeq and is a predicted model, not a curated record. The coding region runs from base 105 to 1112 and encodes 335 amino acids. Lineage: Eukaryota; Metazoa; Chordata; Aves; Passeriformes; Turdidae. The transcript has 9 exons.
UGCACCCUGUCACAGCACGGGGAACCCCGGUAGGUGACGUGCUGUGGCUCCCUGUGUGCCAGGAGCUGGUGUACCUGCCUCGAUACCUGGACCUCCUGUGUGGGAUGACUGUGAUGUACCAUGAGGAGCUCAGGGCCCGGAGUAGCCUCAAAGCCAACACCAUCAUCAAGAAACUCAUGGCUGAGGCAGGACCCCAAGUGCGUGCGGAGAAGCAUCUCAGGGAUCAGUCCCUGGCUGAGCAGAGGAAGCACAUUGAGAGCCUCAGGCAGCAGGAGGAGAACGAAAGGCAGCAGAGGCAGCAAGCUGUGUCCAUGCUCUCUGCAGAGCAUGACCAGAGCUCCUCGGAAUUGGUGGUGGGUGCUGACAUGGAGGCCAUCAAGACCAUGAUGCAGCGUGAGGCCUUUGUGACUGACAAGAUGGAGAAGGCAAAGUCUGCCCUGCGGUGCUCCUCCCUCUGGGACAUCCCCAGCAGCAUCCAGGCCCAGAGGAGAUCCAUGGGGAACCUGCAGCAGCACAUUGAUGACUGCAAGGAGAGGAAGAAUGUGUUGAAGAAGACAUUGGAGGAGCUGGAGUUGAAGCAGGCUAAACUGAAGUUUAACCAGCCCAUCAGCACCACCAGGCUGCGGGAAGAGGAGCUGAGGCAGAACCUGAAGCAGGAAGAGGCGCGGCUGGAGCAGAUGCAAGCCCAGAUGUCAAAGAACCAGAAGCGCCUGAUCGAGUUUGAGAACAUCAUUGACAACCUGUACCUCCACCUGCGGGGCAUCCUCAUCCCUGGCCAGGAGGACCCUGUUGCAGUGGUGGGACUGGAGGAGAAGCUGCAGCAGUGUGAGAAGAAGCUGCAGUUCCUGAAGGAGAGGGUGGCAGCCCGGCCUGAGGACACUGCUGAUGAGCACAGUGAGACCUUUGUCAAGGUCAGGAACCUUCUGGAGAAAAGAACUGCAGAUGAAACACAGAACCUGAAGAUUUCCUUCAAGGAUGAAGACACUAUGGAAGAUGAUACCUUGGAUUUUGAGGACGAAGACCAUGACUACAUCCCCAGCCGGGAGGACAUCAAGAAGCAGGGGCUGCAGCUGAUCAGAAUGAACACCAGACGUCGCAAGAAGAAGAAGUAGUUUCUCCACGUGAGAUUUUGAGGACCCCAGGCCACCCCUUGUACCCUUUUCCCAGCAGUUCUAAUAAAUCAGAUCUUUUCCAUUC